GAACAGUGGGCAACAGCAGGGAGCAAGGAACUGGAUUUUAUGGCAAAGCCCCCCUUCAAACUUGGUGUCAAGCCAGUAAAAAGGAAGCAAUACUGCUGGGGAAGGGGCGGCAGGCGCCAUGUCUGGCCACGAAGGUGGCAAGAAGCCACUGAAACGGCCCAAGAAGCAGGCCAAGGAGAUGGACGAGGAAGAUAAGGCUUUCAAGCAGAAACAAAAAGAGGAGCAGAAGAAACUAGAGGAGCUAAAAUGGAAGGCCACGGGGAAGGGGCCCUUGGCCACAAGUGGAAUUAAGAAAUCUGGCAAAAAGUAAGGUGUUCCCUGUGCCUAAGGAGAUGGUGACCCUUUAUUUCAUCAGUAUUUAAACCUCUCUAUUCCCUGCCAUAACAUCUUUUGCCACCUAUGGCUGGAAUUAAGUGUUGUCUUGGAGCUGUUGUACAUUUAAGAAUAAACUUUUGUUAAAAAAAAAAAAAAA
Pan troglodytes (chimpanzee) is the source of this 472-nucleotide messenger RNA. Its product is annotated as translation machinery-associated protein 7-like. The record is from RefSeq and is a predicted model, not a curated record. The transcript has a single exon. NCBI's taxonomy places the organism in Eukaryota, Metazoa, Chordata, Mammalia, Primates, Hominidae. Bases 119 to 310 code for a protein of 63 amino acids.